GAAGUAGUUCGAUGUUGCCGUGACAACAAGUACAAGUAAAAUUGAUGAACUACAUUCUUGAGAGAUUCAGAAUCAUUCCUCGUGCUCGUCAAAAUCAUGCCUUUACGACGUCGAUCCACCAUUUCUUUGCCUGCUUCCGGUCCGCAUACAAUCCGAACAGGAACAACAAGGUACCAUCUUCAUCUUCUUCAAGAAGAUCUUCUCAGGAGUGCGUCUAGAAGGAGUUGCGAUGCCUCGUCCAAUCGUUCUUUCUCAUCAUCUCCAAUCGUUUCUUCUACGACAGCUUGGUGGGUCGAUCCCUGUUCUGCUUUCCCCACAGCUGCUGCUUCGACUUCGACAUCAUCCUGCUCAUCAUCUUCAUCCUCGUCACCACAACAUCACUCUUGUUCGGAAAAAACGGACCUUAAAAAUGUCGCUGGAUCCGAUCAAUGGACCACACAGCAAUUGCUAGCUUCACUGCAAGGAAACUACACAUCUUCACAGCACUUGGUUGCUAGCAUAGCUGCUCUAGUAGCUGCAGACCUUCCACCCGCUCAAAAGAGGCAGAAUGCAUUUGCGCGCAGUCUCCGAGACAUAUUCCUAAGUGACCUAGAGUUUUCUGGAAUAAUUGACUUUGAUGAGCAGGGAGAGGGACAAGCAUCAUCUUCAAGUUCUUCCUCAAGAACAGAUAGGAAACAUGAUCUUGAGGAACACACUGAUGAACCUGACCAUACUAGCCGCGCUGUGGAACCCGAUCAUCCACCUUUAUUCGAGACCCGACGACGUAGGUGGACAGUGUAUCAAGUUUGCGCUUUGUGGCAAGCUUUUGCCCAACUAGGCUUGCUUGACCGAGAACUAGGCUCCCGAAUCUAUGCACGCUUAUUUGCGGAUCUAAGAAACCAGAAGAAGAAGAUGGACCAAAAGACAGCUAAAAGGCUGGAAGAUGAGAAGAAGUUGCGACGUGAUGGUAUAAGGGUGCCAAGAUUCACAAGAGGGGACGAGGAGGAGGUCGUGGAGGAUGGUAGACGAGGCGAUCUCGUUGAUGAUGAGUGCACGUCGUCUGCGGCCUCUACUUCCUCUUCAUCUCGGGAACAUCAAAACGGCC
This is a messenger RNA of Amoebophrya sp. A25, 1084 nucleotides long. The record is from the annotation of a GenBank genome assembly. Lineage: Eukaryota; Dinophyceae; Syndiniales; Amoebophryaceae.